This is a messenger RNA of Thalassophryne amazonica, 4625 nucleotides long. It is a transcript of the gene zfyve16, whose product is annotated as zinc finger, FYVE domain containing 16. Gene Ontology annotation, molecular function: metal ion binding. The record is from RefSeq and is a predicted model, not a curated record. Gene Ontology annotation, biological process: endosomal transport. Gene Ontology annotation, cellular component: early endosome membrane. Lineage: Eukaryota; Metazoa; Chordata; Actinopteri; Batrachoidiformes; Batrachoididae.
CUCGACACGAACUUCGACGCUCAAGUUCCAGACUGCAUUAAAAUUCACAAAAAGCUUCAGCCGUUUUAUGAACGAAAAUACGGAAAGAUAUCAGCUGCGUUUGUUUGUUUGUUUUUUUUUUCUUUUCUUUUCCUUCCCACAAAGGGCGCAUUUGUUGAGGACGACGUUCAAGUUAUGGACUAAAAACGGUGCCGUUGUUUUUAUCCCAGCAUGGACAGUUUCUUCAAGGCAGCUGUGUGUGACCUGGACAAGCUGCUUGAUGAUUUUGAGCUCAAUCCUGAGGAACAUGAAUGCAAAUCUGUCUUCCUGAAGACCUCGACUUACCCCUUCACCUCACUGGGACCUCAGUGUUUGACCUCAGAGGUGUCCACUGCCCCAAAGAACCUCCCUGAUCUUAAUUCUCUUCAUUAUGGCUCUCCCACAAGCUGUUCUGACAUCACCCCCAGUCAUGACCAAAACACUGAUGACAGAGAGACCAAAGGUCAACCUCUCACUGGAGUGGACCUUCUGUCCUCCUUGGAUCAGAGGCCAAUGAAAAGUUCAGCACCUCCCUGCCCAGAUCGUGCUCUUAAGCCUGUGUGUGACCUUGUGAAUGACACAAGCUCUGCCAUCCUGAUCAGGGCCAGUAGCCAUGAUGUGUUCAGUGAGCUGGAUUUGGCAGAAAAGCAGAUGGAGCAGGAGGCACUGCUUGUGGACUUUGACAGCCCUGUGGUUACUGUGGGGGGCGUAAGCCUGGGAGCUGGUUGUAGUGAUACGAAGGAAGAACAAGUUUCUGCUGUGAAAGACCAACUGCUGGAUCUUGAUUCGGAGGAGCAAGUGUCCGGAUGCACGGCCUCAUUCAGUCUACUGGAUGUCAUUCUUCCUGCAGCAGUGGAGCGCAGCUGUGAGCUCCCGGGUGUUUUACAUUCACCAAAGACCACAGAGUCUGCUGACACAGUAGAAAAGGAUCAUCAGGAAGGAGUCGAGCUAAACCAGUUGGUGGAUAAUGCCACAGCUCAUUGUGACCAGGAUGACAUCCUGCCUGCUGACAGCACUAAAACCUCUCUACCAUCCUCCUUGGAUCUCAGUGAGACAGAGUCUUCUGCAGGUUCCAAUUCAAGAUCCACAGAUGGCAGUCCGGUUGGCUUGUCAUGCCUUCCCAUAGCUGUAUCCAUGUGCAGAGCUGUCAUGAACCCAGAGUCCAGAGAAGCUGAGUCUGGCCAGUGUGAUAAAGAAGAAAUACAUGAAAUCACAGAGGCAGAAGCUGGUUCCUCUUUACAUCAGAGUGUUAACUCAGAAGUGUCUCAAGCACAGCAGAUUACAGAAGACAGGGAGUCACCAGAAGGACAACAUCACUGUGUAGGAUCUCUUCCUACGCCUUCUGCAGACCAUGCCUCCUCUACACAAUCAGAAACCAGCCCCAUCGAACCACCUGGCCACUUAGAACCCAGGCCAGGUCACCCACAGGACCACUCGGAACCCAUCCCAGUUCACACACAGGACCACUCAGAACCCAUCGCAGUUGACCCACCUGAUUUUGGUUUUGAGUAUCUCCCUGAGAGCGACCAGGCCGGGAUGCUGGUUACAGAUGAAGAGUUAGAUGCAUUCUUGCAGAGCCACACUGAGGCAGAGCAAAGUAAAGGUGUCUCUUACUGCUUCAGCUCUGGAGAGUUUAGACAAGCUAUUUGUGGACUUGCAGAAUCAGAUGGGGAUUUGGAAGACAGACUUGCAGAAGAAGAGCUGAGGAACUCUGGCCAUGACGCGCAGGAGGAGCUAGAGGGUCUGGCUUCACCAGAGAGUGACAGGAUGAUUUGUGUGUCUGCUGAGGACAGUUUGAUCCUUGGGGCUCAAGCUUCAGCACAGGAAUCUUGUCAUACGGUUCAUUUAGAAUCAGAUCUUUCUUCUAGGGGUAGCCAUUCCUUCAGCAGCAACAGUUUCCAGUCUCAGCAGAGUGGUAGCCCAGAUCAGAAACACUCCUGUGGAGGUGCUCGACCGAAACAGCUCCACUGCCAGACUUCUAGAUCGCUACCAGUGGGAGAGGAACCUCCUCAGACACUCUAUGAUUUUCCCCAAGAGCCAAGUACAGCAGAGGAUGAUCAAACCUCACUCACAAGCCCAGAUUGUACAGGGGCGCUUUCCAAAGUGACAGACUCUGUCCCCAUAUAUGCUGCUCAGGAGAGUCAGGAUUAUAGUGUGGGAUAUGAUGAACUCUCAGAGCCCCCAGUUUAUCCCGGGGAGGCCCACAGAGACAAUGUCUGGUCUGGGGAUGGAAAGAAAGGCGAGGUGCAGCAACUGGGGAGCAGACAACCUGCUUGGGUGCCAGACUCUGAAGCUCCCAAAUGUAUGAACUGCACACAGAGAUUCACUUUCACCAAAAGGAGACAUCACUGCCGAGCCUGUGGGAAGGUUUAUUGUGCUGUUUGCUGCAGCAGGAAAUGUAUGCUGAAGUACCUGGAAAAAGAAGCCCGGGUAUGUGUCGUCUGCUUUGAAGAGCCAUACAGAGAAGUAACUCAGGCCCUAGAGCGGAUGAUGAGUCCUACGGGUCCCAGCCCAAACCCCAACGUACCAUCUGAGUACUGCAACACCAUCCCCCCUUUGCAGCAAGCUCACGCCGCAGGCAUUCUUAACUCUCCUCCGCCUACUGUCAUGGUGCCCGUGUCUGUUCUCAAACACCCAAGCAGCGACAGUUGUCCGCGUGAACAGAAGCGGGUGUGGUUUGCUGAUGGCAUCUUGCCCAAUGGAGAGGUGGCAGACACGACCAAACUGUCAGUGGUGAGCCAAAGGAGCCCCCAGGAGUUCAGUGGUGUUGCCCUAGAUCCACCAAACCCUAGUUCUGCUGGCCCAGACACGGGGAUGGGUGGCCCAUCUGAUCCAGCAUUUUCUGGGAACAACGAGAUGGUCCAACCUCCAGCUUCUGGUCCUUGGGAUUAUGCGUUGCUUUCUGGGCUCAGUUCUUCUGUGAGCAGAAUUCCCAGCCUACUUCCAGAAAGUGAGGAUGAGCUCCCCCCUCUGCUCAUCACUACGGGAGAAGAUGAAGCAGGAGACAUAUUAGUUGAGGAAAGUCCCGCCCUGUGCCAAAUUCAGCACUUAUUGGAGGAAGGAGGACCCCGCCCUUUGACCUUUGUUCUAAAUGUCAACCUGCUAGUUAAUGUCAAGCUGGUGACAUAUUGCGGUCGUCGGUGCUGGUUUUACGGCUCGAAUGGGCUGCGAGCUCUCGGACAGAAGGAGUUGUUUUUUCUGUUGGAGAGUUUGCCAGUGGAAAAAACUCUGCCCAGAGACUUCUUCACAUUCUAUCUCAGCGUUUACCAUGACGCUCAAAAAGGGAAGUUCUUGGAGGAACUGGACAAUGUGACAUUCACGGGCAGUUUCCUGGGCAGUAAGGAUCACGCCGGCGUGCUCUUCUUCUCUCCCACCUGUCAGCCUCUUGAGGACAUCGCUCUCCCUCCUCAACCUUUCCUGAUUGGUCUGCUAAUCCACAAAUUGGAAGUACCCUGGGCCAAAGUGUUUCCACUCAGGCUGCUUCUGCGGCUUGGAGCUGAAUAUGACGUGUAUCCUACAACGCUGGUUAGUGUGCGCUUCAGGGACUCUGUCUAUCAGGAGACGGGACACACCAUUAUGAAUCUGCUUGCUGACCUAAGGAACUACCAGUACAGUCUUUCAGCUGUAGCAGGCCUGAGGAUCCACAUGGAAGUGGGCCAUAGCUAUAUUGACAUUCCUAAAAGUAGUUUUAAUGAGAUGUUGAAGGUGGUAAAUGUUGCUAAUGAGCACGUCAUUAGUGUUGGAGCAAGUUUCAGCUCUGAAGCCGACUCCCAUCUAGUGUGUUUCCAGAAUGAGGAGGGCAACUAUCAGACUCAGGCCACCAGCAAGCCUGGAAAGACCCGUACAGUGACCGGUGCCAGUUUUGUGGUCUUCAAUGGGGCACUGAAGGCCUCCUCGGGAUUAACUGCCAAAUCCAGCAUUGUUGAAGAUGGGUUGAUGGUUCAAAUUCCUCCAGAGACUAUGGAGUGUCUACGCACAGCACUGAGGGAGCAGACAGACUUCCACAUACCAUGUGAAAAUGAUGCAGGGGAGCUGAGAGAAAAUGUCACGGUCCGCUGGUUAGACUGGACUGAACCUGUCAACAUGGGCAGAAGGAGUGGUGUUGAUGGGAGACCUUUGGACGGAGUCCACAGUGUGAGGAUUCAGCAGGACGCUGAGUUUCCCUCAGACGGAUUCAGCAUCCGAUGCACUGAGGUUUUCUACCAGCCGAAGACUCCGGAGUACAGCCUGUCAGCAGUGCUGGCUUCCUGCAGCGUGUUCCAGAAGGAGAUCGCUCUCGCUGCCUGCUGUGCUCUGACUCCUCACCUCGCUGUUCUGACCUCCAGUGGCAUCAACUCGCUCUCCCUUCGUGUGUCCACACACACUGACAUGGUGGAGUACCAGGCUGGUUGUGACGGCAGGCUCCUCCCUCAGCACUACAUGAACCAGCUGGACAGCUCCCUGAUCCCUGUUAUCCACGGAGGUAGUGCCGGUGUACCGCAGACCGCCAUGGACAUGGAGUUCCUCCUGUACAUCACACACACCAUCUAACGUGCGUGCCGGCCAUGAUGCACCUCAGGAGCUGUUGAUUGUGGCUGGACAUAUGAAUGCAGCCCGGUCACUGCUGG